AAUUUAUUGUUUGAGGUUUAUUGUUCACAUGUUUCUAUUAUUGAUUGACUUUAUCUUUGGCAGGUUGAAUACUUAACGGAUUUCAGACAAAGGAGAGGUGUGUGAGUGUGUAUUGUCUCCGACCGCGACAGGUCUCUCGAAUCUACUCGCUUUCGAAGUUUCUUCGUUUCGGUGCGGCUGGGCCUGGGUUCGAGUCGGGGUCGCGAGCAGGGCAGGGCAGAGUCGAGUCGGGGAACUGUAGACAGUGUUUAGAAAGCUGGUGUGGUGGUUUUAAAAGAAUUCUCCACAGGGGUGCCUACACAACAAAACCAAGAUGGAUGCCAUCAUAGACAAGGUCAACGAUACCUACAAUUUCUACCUCUAUACAUUAACAUUCAGUGAUCCUAGGGUAGAGGAUUGGUUAUUCAUGGAGAGUCCUAUCCCGACGAUCGUCAUCACUGCUCUGUACCUCGUCAUGAUCCGGGUGGGACCGAAGAUGAUGGAGAACCACAAGCCACUGGAACUCAAGAAUUCUAUGAUCCUCUACAAUUUUGCCUGCGUCCUCCUCUCUGGUUACAUCGUCAUAGAGGGUAUAUAUUGUGGGUACAAGGGAGGGUAUAGCCUAAGCUGCCAGCAAGUGGUCCAUAGCUAUGAUGAAUAUGAACAUAGAAUCGCCAAAGCUCUCUGGUGGUUUUACUUCUCUAAAUUCUUUGAGAUGUUGGAUACCACGUUCUUUAUACUGAGAAAACGGAACAACCAAGUCACAUUUCUUCAUGUCUACCAUCAUGCCUCCAUGUUUGUGUUGUGGUGGAUAGGCAUCAAAUGGGUUGCCGGAGGACAAGCCUUGUUUGGAGCCGUCCUGAACUCCUUCAUUCAUGUUGUGAUGUAUAGCUACUACUGCAUCGCUGCCAUGGGGCCCCAAUUUCACAAAUACCUCUGGUGGAAGAAGUACCUAACCAUCUUGCAAUUUGUCCAGUUUUGUCUUGGUAUGGCUCAUGCGAUCAACUCCCUCUACGUGCAAUGUCCCUUCCCCCUGUGGAUGCAGUACGGCCUCAUCGGCUACGCCACAUCCAUGUUCCUCCUCUUUUCAAACUUCUACCUCCACGCAUACAUCAAGGGCGAACGCCUCCCCAAGGCGCAGCUCAAGCUCGUCCGCGCAUCGGAGCAGAACGGCACGAAAACGGACGUGCUGAAGAACGGCGCGGAGGGGGACGGUGUCCGGAAUGGCCGCGGGAAAGGGAAGAGUAUAGGAGAAAGUAAGAAGGUGAAAUAAAUCAUGGGCUGGAUGUUUUCAAAGUAUGUUGUGAGUGAUGUCCCUACACAUUUUUUCAAUACAUGGAAAAUAUAAGAUUUUUCUCCCAUUGAGAUACAGGAUGAUUAUUGCUUUUAUCGGGUGAUUUCAAGAUCAGCUUUCUGUGUUUGUGUUGUUUUUGAGGGCGUGAAGAAGCUUUUAAACCAAGAUCCAACAAGGAGCUGGGUUCUGAAGUAAGUUCAUACGAAAGAUACCGAAUCCCCAAACUUGAGUUUUUGAUUGUAUGUGUGUAGUU
Messenger RNA from Lytechinus variegatus (green sea urchin), 1526 nucleotides. RefSeq names its product elongation of very long chain fatty acids protein 4-like (gene elovl4). Gene Ontology annotation, biological process: fatty acid elongation, polyunsaturated fatty acid; fatty acid elongation, saturated fatty acid; fatty acid elongation, monounsaturated fatty acid. NCBI's taxonomy places the organism in Eukaryota, Metazoa, Echinodermata, Echinoidea, Temnopleuroida, Toxopneustidae. The transcript has 7 exons. The record is from RefSeq and is a predicted model, not a curated record. The coding region runs from base 314 to 1252 and encodes 312 amino acids. Gene Ontology annotation, molecular function: fatty acid elongase activity. Gene Ontology annotation, cellular component: endoplasmic reticulum membrane.